This is a messenger RNA of Arabidopsis lyrata subsp. lyrata, 2058 nucleotides long. RefSeq names its product RNA-binding protein BRN2. Gene Ontology annotation, cellular component: ribonucleoprotein complex; nucleus; cytoplasm. The coding region runs from base 396 to 1676 and encodes 426 amino acids. Lineage: Eukaryota; Viridiplantae; Streptophyta; Magnoliopsida; Brassicales; Brassicaceae. The record is from RefSeq and is a predicted model, not a curated record. Gene Ontology annotation, molecular function: mRNA binding. The transcript is spliced from 9 exons.
AAAAAAAAACUAUUAAAAAAACGCGGGUAAAAGGAAGGAUAAAAUAGUAAAAUUAGGUAUUACAAUCCCCAUAUUCAGACAAAACAAUCCGAAAGUGUUCCCCUGGCAUCCCACAGGCCCUCUUUUUUGAAGUUUGAGUUGAACAGCUGUUCUUUUUAAAUGGCAAUCUCGUAAUUCAGUAUAACGACGAGCCCAGAUUUAGUCCGUAUUUUAAAUUUAACCACUUUCUCAUCCAUAAGUUACUUCUCCCAAUUUUCUUAUUAUUAUUUUUUCAAAAAAAGAGAUUAAAUAAAUAAUUAUUCAGGAAGAAAAAGCCUGUAGAGAGAGAGAGAGAAGAAGAAGACCAGGACGACGAGGACGAAGUCGAGAGAGAGAGAGAGAGAGAGAGAGAAACAAUGGCGGAGGAGACGAUGGAGAACGAAGAGAGGGUGAAGCUGUUCGUCGGACAAGUUCCGAAGCAUAUGACGGAGAUUCAGCUCCUCACAUUGUUUAGCGAAUUCUCCAUCGUCGAUGAAGUCAACAUCAUUAAGGAGAAGACUACACGAGUUCCCCGAGGAUGUUGUUUUCUGACAUGUCCUUCAAGGGAAGAAGCUGACAAGGUGAUCAAUGGUUUUCAUAACAAGAAGACAUUGCCUGGGGCAUCUAGUCCGUUACAAGUUAAGUAUGCAGAUGGCGAGAGGGAAAGACUAGAGCACAAACUUUUCGUCGGUAUGCUUCCAAAGAAUGUCUCUGAGACUGAAGUCCAAUCCUUAUUCUCCGAAUACGGAACCAUUAAGGAUCUACAGAUUCUAAGAGGGUCUCUACAAACUAGCAAGGGCUGUCUGUUUCUAAAGUAUGAGUUUAAAGAACAAGCAGUCACAGCUAUGGAAGCCCUCAACGGAAGACAUAUAAUGGAGGGAGCAAAUGUUCCUUUGAUUGUCAAAUGGGCAGACACAGAAAGGGAAAGACAAGCCCGAAGACUUCAAAAAGUUCAAUCUCAUGUCUCCAGACCCGAUCCGCAAAACCCCUCCAUGUUUGGGGCAUUACCUAUGGCUUAUGUUCCUCCCUAUAAUGGAUAUGGCUAUCAUGUACCUGGAACCUAUGGGUACAUGCUACCACCUAUCCAGACUCAACCUGCAUUUCACAAUGUGAUUUCACCGAACCAAGGUAACGGAAGAGCAUUGCUGGGAACCGCUUUGACCGAGUCUGUCCCACCACGUUUAGCCGCCCGUAGAAACUUCCCAACGGCUCUUGGAAAUUAUGGUUACCAUGGCCUUCAAUAUCCUAUGGCAUUUCCUAGAGGGAUGGUACCUCCUCGCCCCCCUCUAACCACAGUUUCACCUGGAAUUUCUAACAACGGCACAUCGAUACCUUCCUUGCUUCAAACAGAAGGACCAGCAGGUGCGAAUCUAUUUAUUUAUAACAUACCACGAGAAUUCGGGGAUCAAGAACUCGCAGCUGCGUUUCAACCUUUUGGUAAGGUUCUAAGCGCCAAGGUGUUUGUAGACAAGGCCACUGGUAUAAGCAAAUGUUUCGGAUUCAUUAGUUAUGACUCACAAGCAGCUGCUCAGAACGCUAUUAAUACAAUGAACGGUUGCCAAUUAAGCGGUAAGAAAUUGAAAGUCCAGCUUAAGAGAGACAACGGUCAACAACAACAGAGUAACAAACCGUUAUUUAACGGUUUAUUAAACUCGUAAAAACCACUGACAUCUCUUCAUCAUUAAGAGUUCGCGGGCAGGGCGGGGCGGUUAAUGGUAAAUCCGGUUUAGACAUUAAGAUGGAUCUUGAUGGAACUGGAGAACAAAAAUUGUAGGCCGUUAUUAACUAACAUUUGCCAAUUUGAAAAAAGCCCAAGUCUGAUCAUGUCAUGUGGGUCGUCAGAAAUUCUCAUUCACUCAGAAAAGCUGUAUCUUCCUGCAAAAGGGUUUCUCCUCCACUCACUCUUCUUCUAUUUUUCUUUUCUAAAAUUUGCGUCACUACAAUUUGUAAUUUAUGUUGUCUGUCAUUGAUAAGUUCAUGUAUAAAUGUUAUGAUUAUUAACCAUUCUAAAUUCAUUUAUUAAUCUUGUUCAUUCUAAAA